AUGGAGCUUACUCCAAGAGAAUCAGCUCUGUUCAUCAGCGAGCACUCAGACCAUGUGAAAAUUAAUAGGAGCGCGAUUCCUGCUGUAGCCCAGAAGCUCUUUGAUAACCUAAAAAGCGGAGUCUUUGGAUCUUCGUGGGACGAUCAUCCAAUGCAUCCAAAAGCAGUCGGUCCAUCCACCGUAAACUGGUACGUAGUGUUGUGUUUUUAUUGUGAUCGACUAGGAAUUGUGUGGGCUGAUGUGGAGAUCUUUUUAAUCGACUCCCUUAAUUUCUCCUUCUGGACCGACGAGAACAUUCCAAAGUACGUCGUGACCUUUAGAGGCACACCGCACACCGGCUACAUGGCUCUCUGCGCGGCAAUCAAUCGUGCGCUGGAGGAGGGUAAAAACCUUCUGGAUGCGAAUGUUUUGGCCUCCCUCACCCUUGACGAUGCUCGCUCCAUUUUCCGUUCUGACGAUCCCAACGUGGAAAUUCCUCUCCUGGAGACACGUCUACAAAUAAUGCGCGAGCAUGCUAGUACCCUGCUCAGCGACUACUCAGGCUGCUUCACGAAGUGUAUCGAAGCUUGCCACGGCUCCGCCGCCAAGUUGCUGAAGCUGGUGUGCGAGAAGUUUCCAUCGUUCAGCGACAAAGCCGUGUACAAGGGUCGUAACGUUACCUUCUAUAAACGUGGGCAAAUUCUAAUCGCCGACCUCUGGUUAGCCUUCAAAGGAGAGUCAUACGGUCACUUCGAUGACAUCGACUCACUCACAGCGUUUGCUGACUACAGGGUUCCGCAGGUUCUGGCCUACUUUGGUGUUUUGCACUAUGACGACGAGCUAAUGCAGAAGCUUUUAAAAAAGGAGCACCUUGAAAGUGGUUCGGUUUGGGAGGUGGAAAUUCGAGGUGCCUGCCUCGAGGCCGUAGAGCUGAUUGUGCAGAAAACCCGUGAGCUGUUUGCGGAAGCAGGUGACGAAAGAACGCGUUGCAACUCAAUUCUCGCUGAUAACUUCUUGUGGCUUUAUCGUCGGCAGUUCGCUUCUGAAGUGGAGGAAUGCAUGCCAAUGCAUCGCACACGCUGCAUUUAUUACUGA
Molecule: messenger RNA, 1074 nt
Organism: Mesocestoides corti
Lineage: Eukaryota; Metazoa; Platyhelminthes; Cestoda; Cyclophyllidea; Mesocestoididae
Source: the annotation of a GenBank genome assembly